AUGAAGGAACUAGGAACUGCGAAUGCUACCAAUCCAAAGCAGGAUGAACGUGUUUGGGUACCAGAUGCUAUUGAAGGCUUUGUGUUGGGAGUCGUAAUCCGGAAUGUAGCAGGUGAUCGUGUAUUAUUGAGGAUUGAAGAUACAGGUCGCGAGAAAACCAUAUGUCGAGAAGAACUGCAAUCUGUUAAUCCAGCUAAAUUAGACAAAAUAGAAGAUAUGUCGUCUCUCUCAUACUUAAACGAAGCUUGUGUGCUACACAACCUUCGGCAGCGAUAUUAUUCAUCACUUAUAUAUACGUAUUCCGGCUUAUUUUGUGUCGUUAUUAAUCCGUACAAGUGGAUGCCUCAUAUUUAUUCAACGACAGUGAUGAAAAGUUAUCGUGGACGAAAGCGACAUGAAGUACCUCCUCAUGUAUUCGCUGUGACUGACUGUGCUUAUCAUGAAAUGUUGCACCAGCGAGAGGAUCAAUCCAUUCUUUGUACUGGAGAAUCAGGUGCCGGGAAAACGGAAAAUACAAAGAAAGUAGUCCAGUAUUUAGCGGAUAUUGCGGGUGCUGGACGACACAUGCGUUCAUCAGUUGCUAGGAGUCCCGGAAAGAGCCUGUUGCUGACGUCGUUAUCAAGGUCGCCUAUUUCGGAAAGCAUGUCAUCUGUCGGCCAAUUGGAAGAUCAGUUACUAUUAGCAAACCCGAUUCUCGAGGCUUUUGGUAAUAGUAAAACAAUCAAGAACGAUAAUUCCUCGAGAUUUGGUAAAUUUAUCAGGAUAAAUUUUGAUCAGAGUGGUUGCAUAUCGGGUGCAAAUAUCGAAUAUUAUUUGUUGGAAAAAUCGCGCACUAUUCGACAGGCAACAAAUGAACGAUCAUUCCACUUUUUUUAUCAGUUGUUACUUGGAUCACCUGUUAGCAAGAAAAGUAUGUUUUUAAUGGAUGAUAUCGACAGCUACCAUUUCCUUACGAAUGGAAGUCUCAUCAUCCCGAAUGUUGAUGAUGCUUCCGAAUUGUCAAAUACUUUGAAUGCAAUGAAAGGGAUGGAUUUUUCGGAUGCAGAUAUUGAUGCAAUCAUGCGAAUAACAUGUGCAAUUUUACUAUUAGGAAACUUGACCUUCACCGAAGAUCGUACUUCUGAUCAAGCAAUACUUGUCGAUGAUAGAGUUGCUCAAAAAAUAUGUUGCUUACUUGGAUUGUCAGUUUCGGAUUUAGCGAAAGCAUUUUUGAAACCGCGAGUAAAGGUUGGCCGUGAUUAUGUGCAUAAAGCUCAAACUCGUGAGCAAGUACAGUAUGCGGUUGAAGCUAUUGCAAAAGCAAGCUAUGAACGAAUGUUCCGGUGGUUGAUGGCGCGAAUUAAUCGUUCUUUGGGGCGUUCAGCAGACAUUGGGACUACUUUCAUUGGUAUACUCGAUAUUGCCGGAUUUGAAAUAUUCGAAUUAAACUCUUUCGAACAGUUAUGCAUAAACUACACCAAUGAAAAAUUGCAACAGUUAUUCAAUAAUACAAUGUUUAUUUUGGAGCAAGAAAUGUAUCGAAAAGAAGGAAUUGAAUGGAAUUUUAUUGACUUUGGUCUUGACUUACAACCUACUAUUGAUCUUAUCGAAAAGCCAUUAGGUGUUUUGUCAUUGUUGGACGAACAGUGUAUAUUUCCGAAAUCGACUGAUAAAUCGUACGUGGAGAAGCUAAUUGCUAAUCAAUCGAAACACCCGAAAUUUAUUAUUCCUGAAUUUAGAACAAAAUCGGAUUUCGCUAUUGUACAUUAUGCAGGCCGCGUAGAUUAUUCUGCAGAUCAAUGGUUAAUGAAAAACAUGGAUCCAUUGAAUGAUUCGGUUGUGUUUUUACUUCAAAACUCGGGGGAUCAGUUUGUGGCAGAAAUAUGGAGGAAUGCGGAAUUUGCAAGUCUGGGAAUGGCUGACCAAACAGAUUAUGUAUUUGGCGCACGAACCAAGCGAGGAAUGUUUCGUACGGUUGGGCAAACAUACAAAGAGCAGUUGUCACGACUAAUGAAAACACUGCAGAAUACUUUCCCUCAUUUUGUUCGAUGUAUUGUUCCAAACAAUGAGAAAAAGGCUGGUGUCAUUAAUGGGCCGUUAGUACUAGAGCAACUUCGUUGUAACGGUGUUUUGGAAGGUAUUCGUAUUUGUCGACAAGGUUAUCCAAACAGAAUGCCGUUCCAUGACUUUCGUCGAAGAUAUGAAUUGCUUGUUGAUCGAGGAACUAUUCCUCCUGGUUUCUUGGAUGGAAAAGAAACCGUUAGGCGACUUCUCGCUGCACUAGAAGUGGAUGCAAGUCUCUUUCGUAUCGGUCAAUCGAAAGUAUUUUUCCGAUCAGGUGUUAUCGCUGCUUUAGAAGAAAUGCGUGAUAAAGAGUUACAACAUUUCGUGAUUCAGUUUCAAACUUACUGCCGCGGUUAUCUUUCUCGCCGUGCUUUCAAGAAACUUUUGCAACAAAUUUCUGCGAUUCGGAUAAUCCAGAGGAAUGGUUUAGCUUGGUCACGGUUGAAAGAUUGGAAUUGGUGGAGAUUGUUCGCUAAGGUCAAACCUCUUUUGGAAGUUACUGCAAGUGAAGAAGCCAUAGCUGGCAAGGAGUCGGAAUUGAAAUCUUUGCGGGAAACGUUGCUUCAAAAAGAAUAUACUUUGUCGGAUUAUAUAACUCGCAUUGAACAGCUAACGAAUGAUCGUACCGAAUUACAAAAAUUAUUAAAAGAGGAAAGCGUAGAGAAAACGGAAAUAGAAGAUGUGAAAGAUCAACUGCUUUCAAUGAAAUUGCAUCUGGAAAAAGAGGUCGAAAGUUUCAGACAAAAGUUUGAGGAAAAGGAAGCUGAAUGUAUUUCCGUUUCUGCGAAAUGUAAAAAAUUAGAGGAUGAUGCGACAACUCUUAGAGACCAACUUCGGGUGGAAAAUGGAAAAUACGAGCAAUUAAAAUUGUCUUAUACCUCUACUGAUCAGAAAUUGAGAAAUAUUGCCAUAGAGAAAGAUCGAUUUUUUGAAGCAAAUGAAAAGAUGACAAAGGAGAAAGCACUGCUUGAGGGAAGACUUGCUGCUGCUACUCAAAAAAUUGUUGUCGAAGAAGAGCAAAAUCGGCAGAACGUCAAAUUAAGAGCGAAAUUGGAAGCAAAAGUAACAGAUUACGAACAGGAGAAUCAAAGGCUUAAGAAGCACAUUGGAAUGACAGAAUCAGCAAACCACAAACUUACUACAGAAAUACGUGAUAUUCGGGAUGGGAGUGAGGAACUGUUGAGGAAGCUAAACGAAUUAAGUGUUCAACUUCAUAAAAAAGAUGAGGAACUCAUUGCAAUUCUUACACGCUGCGAUGAAGAACAGUCACAAAAACAAAAUUUGAUGAAGCAGACAAAGGAAUUAAUGUUAGAAUUGCAAGAAGUGAGAGAAGAUUUGGAAAAUGAAAAAGUUUUAAGGGUUAAAUCAGAAAAGGGAAAACGAGAUUUUUUGGAAGAGUUAGAAGCGAUGAAGCAGGAGUUAAUGGAAUCACAAGAUAAAACACAAGCCAACGUAGAAUUACGAACUGAACGUGAGAAGCAAUACUUAUCGAUCAAAAAGCAGCUUGAAGAAACAGCAAUACAACACGAACAAAAUGUUGCAGAAUUGAAAGCUAAACAUUUGCAACAAUUGGAUUCUAUUAGAGUCGAGAACGACCAAUUAAAAAAACAAAUGCAGCAGAUAAUUAAAACAAAGAACCGCAUGGAAAAUGAAUUGCAAGAAAAAAUCGUUGCGAUUCAGCGGAAUCAAUCCACUAACAUGGAAAAUGAACGGAAAAGAAAGAAUGCGGAGAACUUAUUAAAUGAAUGGCAAAUGAAAGCUCAGGAAGCUGAAAAAAAUGCUACGGAAUUAAAGUUUACAUUAACAAAAGUACAGUCAGAAGUUGAAAGACUUACUCAGGAAUUGGAAAGCAAUGAAAGCGUUGUAUUAGUUUUGCAUAAGAAAGUGGCAGCUGCAGAAGCUCAGAUCACUGAUUUAAGCGAUGCGAACAAUCUGGAAAAAUCUCAGAACGAAGCACUCCGAGCGAAGCUGCGAACUCAGGAUGAUAUAUUAGAAAAUUUGCAAGAAAACAAAGAGCAUAAUGUAUUUACAAUUCAGAAGAGUGAAAAGGAGAUAAAUUUUCUGAAGCAACAGCUGACUGAUGCAAAAAAAAAGAGUGAUGAAAUGCUACUCCUCCAAACAGAAGAGUUGCGUAAAAAAGUGAUGAAAGAGGUGGAAGUUUAUAAGAAGGAGUUGGAGCAAAGUGAAUAUGCUCGUGCUCGCAGUGAGAAGGCAAAAGAGAAGUUAAGGCAGGAGAACGAAGAUAUGCUAAACGAACUGAAUAAACUGCAGUUCAGUUUGCGUGAAAUGGAAAAGAAGCAACGGAAAUUUGAUCAAGUGCUCGAAGAAGAAAAGUCAAAUUUGGCAAAAGUUAUCAUAGAACGUGAUAGGCUUGCACAGGAGCUUCGUAAUCAUGAAUCGAAUGCACUACUGAUAGCAAAGGAAACUAAUAUUCUAAGAAGCCGAAUUGCUGAACUAGAAAAUAUUCGCAAUACGCUACAAUUGGACCUUGAUAAUGCUGUCACCAUGAAAGACGACACUGGUCGCAGUGUUUUGGAACUUGAUCGAAUAAAGCGCCAAUUAGAGGCCGAAUUAGCAAAUGCAAAAGAGACGAUUACCGAACUGGAAGAUAACUUGCAGCUUACCGAAGAUGCAAAAUUACGGUUAGAUGUGACACUGCAGGCGACAAAUGCUGAACUAGAUAAAAUUCGCAAUGAUAAGGAGCGAGAUGACGACGAACGACGUAAAACGAUGCUACGAAAGCUUGGUGACAUGGAAAGUGAAUUGGAAUCGGAGCGUCGUGCAAGGUUAAUUUUGUUACAACAAAAACGAAAGUUGGAGGUCGAUUUGCACCAUUCAUUGGAACAGGUGGAAGCUAUUGCCGCCCAAAAAGAAGAAUUUUCACGGCAGCUUCGGAAAUGCAAUUUACAUUUGAAAGAUUUGCAGUUGGAAACAGAAGAAUCGAAAAACGUCAAAGAUGCGGCAUUGCUGCGGGUACAGGAUAUGGAGAAAAGGUUGAAGCUAUUGGAGGAUGAAUUAGCAAGCGCAGCGGAAACAAAUAUUCAAAUAGCCGCAGAUAGGCGCCGUGCAGAGAGAGAAAGGGAUGAUGCUAUCGAAGAGCUUAGUGUUAAAAGUAGUUUGAUGAGUAGUGAAGACAAGAAGAGAUUGGAAUCGAAAAUUUAUGAACUAGAGCAACUGCUUGAAGAGGAAAAGAGCAACACCGAAUUAGGCAGCGACAAACUCAAGAAAGCCCAAAUUCAGCUGGAAACACUGACAACGGAAUUAGCAGCUGAACGUUCAUUAUGUGAAAAGUUAGAAGCAGAUAAACAGAACUUUGAAAGACAGUGUAAAGAUCUAAGAGUGAAAUUAGAGGAAAUAGAAAGUGAUAUGCGUACACGUAACCGAGGACAGAUUGCUGCGCUGGAAGCGAAGCUUCAAGCAGCAAAUGAGCAGUGUGCUCAAAUGGAACAAGAACGAAAUACGGCUAGUCGACAGGUUAGACGUAUGGAGAAAAAAUUGAGUGAUACAUUGAUGAUGAACGAAGAAGAGAAGCGAAACAUAGAGCAACUGAAGGAAACUGCAGAUCGCGCGAUGGCACGGCAUCGUCAAAUGCGUCGGCAAAUCGAGGAUCUAGAAGAGGAAACCUGCCGUGAACGAUCGAAAUGUCGACAGUUGCAAAGAAAUAUUGAUGAUUUAAAUGAAGCUAAUGAAACAUUAACUCGAGAAAAUGCACAACUAAAAAGUUUAGCAGCACUUGCACGACGUCCUGGGCUCAACCGAGCAAGUACUUUACGUUUUGGAAGUGAAGCAGAUAGCGUUGGACGGAGUGCCCGAAGUUUUGGUGGUGAUAGUACUGAUUUGCUGCGGCCAAAUUCAGGAUCAACAGCAGGUUCGUAUGCCGGAGACGACCCAGAUUUUACUGCUAGUUAA
Messenger RNA from Cercopithifilaria johnstoni, 5952 nucleotides. NCBI's taxonomy places the organism in Eukaryota, Metazoa, Nematoda, Chromadorea, Rhabditida, Onchocercidae. The record is from the annotation of a GenBank genome assembly.